UUCUAUUAGAAUGGAUUUUUGUUUAUCUAUCUGUCUAAUAACUUUAAAAUUUGAUUAUUUUUAAUAUUAUUCAUGGUAAAAUGUUAUACAAUCUGUGGUUUGUAUAAGCAAACAGUAUUGUAAGGUAUGUCAAAAAACUGUUUCGUUAUGGUGUUGUCGGAAAGCGAUCUAAAAAGAAAUGAUGGUGAACAAAUUGUUAAUGAUACAUUCUAUUGCCCUGUCUUGGGUUGUAAAUAUAACUUGCAUUUUGGCCAAUCUAUGAAAUCUUUUAAAACUCAAAAACUUCUCAAACAACACUGUAUCAAAGUGCAUUCUGAUAAAAAAUACAAAUGUGAUAAUUGUGAAAAAGGUUUUCCUUUAGAAUCAACAUUAAAGUCUCAUCGUAUAACAUGUGGAGUAAUAUAUUCUUGUUAUUGUGGGGUUCAAUACAAAUCUCCAGAAGCAUUUCUUACUCAUACAAAACGAAAACAACAUAACAUUGGAUUAGGAUAUUCAACUAUUAUGAAAUUUUUGAAGACAAGAAAAUUAUUGCCAAACACAGAAGAUUUACAAGAAUUAGAAUCUAGUAAAAGAUCUACUCAGACUCAGACUGUUACUGAUAUUCAAACUCUAUCAGAUUCAUCAACUCAGACUACAUUUGAAAAUAAGGAUUGCAUGUUAAGAUACAAUGAUCCAAAACUCUCUUCUGCUACUUCUAGUCCUAUAAGACGGUUAUGUGCGCAGACUCAAACUGAUCCUAUGGGUGAUUCUAUUAAAAAUGAUCCAGAUCCAAUGUUUUUAGAUUCAGAAACACAAACCAAUUUUGAAUUUUUAGACAUCUAUACUCAAACUGCUGAGUCUGAAUGCUUAUUUGGUGAUUUAGAAUUUACAAAUAUUCAAACACAGACACCUUGUAGUUCUUUAUUUCACGAUGAUUUCGUUGGCACGAGAAAUGAUAAUUCUAUACACACAAAUGUGAUAUGAUUUAAUUAAAAUCAGAAAUCAAAUUUUUGUGGGUAACAUACCAAAUAGGUUUUAAGUUUUAAAUUUAAUUGAAUUUUCUUAUAGACAGUGUAUAAACCAUUGCUUGAUUAGUGCAAUAAUUAGUCAUUUUAUUUUUGAUAAUAACCUAACCUAACCUAUAGUUUUGUAGUUUUGAAAUUUCUAGUAUGUUAAUUGCAUAUUAUAUAAAUGCAUAUGUGUGAGCAGACAUUAUUAAAAAAAUGCAAGUUAAAUGCAUUCUUCUCUUGUCAUUUGCUUACCUCUCUAAAGUAAUCAUAUAUAUUUAUACAAUUUUUUUAUUUUCUAAUGAUUAUUUUGAGGUUUUAAUAUUACUGGUACUUUGUUGUCAUUUAUAUUGACACAUAUUACAUAUGAUUAUUAAGCUGC
Molecule: messenger RNA, 1368 nt
Organism: Melanaphis sacchari
Lineage: Eukaryota; Metazoa; Arthropoda; Insecta; Hemiptera; Aphididae
Gene: Asciz
Product: ATM interactor
Exons: 3
Coding region: 127-963 (278 amino acids)
Biological process (GO): regulation of transcription by RNA polymerase II
Cellular component (GO): nucleus
Molecular function (GO): DNA-binding transcription factor activity, RNA polymerase II-specific; transcription cis-regulatory region binding
Source: RefSeq, a predicted model, not a curated record